AACCAGUUUUGAACAUGUUAACACCAAAAUGAUGCCUCCAAAUGAUGAUUGAAAUUAUGUGCAAUUACAGAUAGAAUAGACAGAUAAAAUGGGCGCAUUUUAUUGUGCAAUAUGCAGACAGACCGAUUUCACUGGCAGAGGGCAUGUCUUUGGGAAAAGUCAUCAAGCUAAACUAAAAGUGGUCCUCGUGAAGUUCUUGGAAAAGGUGAAAGAAGCGAGGCGAACCAUCAAGAUCCCUCAGGUAGAGAAGUAUUCCAGUACUGAACACCAGUGCAACUUCUGGUGUUACUGCUGUGAUCUCGAGGUACCAAAGCAUGUUUCUAACGGAAACCUCACCGUGUUGUUCGGCGGUUUGCUGGAGCACAUGAGCACUCCCGAGCACCGAAAAAAUACACUCAAGUUUUGGUGGCAGAAUCAAGCUGACUCGAAGCUCAGGGAUAAAUGUAUAAUUCCGUCAGAGGACAUUGAUAGGUUUAAGGAAGAAGUUGCCAAGGCUCUUGAAAACUUCGAGGAGAAAGAGGAUGUUCACAUCAAAGAGCAAGCAGCCAUUAUACGAGCCCAGGAGCAGCAUCGCAGUGAGGUUCUUCAUGCGAUCAUUGAGUGUGACCCAGAACUGGAGCAAUCCACUGAGCAAGCCCAACAGGAUUCUGAGGCCUUGGGCGGAAGCUCCUUUUCAAGGUCUCAAGGGCAGAACAGCCAACCAGGGCCCAGCCGGGUUGAUCCAGUGGUGGAGAGUCGGUGGACCGGUACAGAGAGUGGCUUGACUUUCAUCGGCUAUCAGGACUCCUCGGGCAGUGGAAAUGUCCACACAGGAGCCAUUCCCCCGUGGAUGCAAGAAGAUCCUCAAGAGGGUCACUCAGAGACGACAGUUCAGGCCAUCGGGCCAUCGCUGCAAGACUUCCUGAAGCAAAAGGAGCAAGAGAAGCUAAAGAAACUUCCACCAAAUCGGGUUGGAGCCAAUUUCGACCACAGUUCACACACGGAUGCCAACUGGCUACCAUCUUUUGGUCGCGUGUGGAACAAUGGUAGACGAUGGCAGUCCAGGCAUCAGUUUCGGGAGGAGGAGGGGACGGCAGGUCAGCGAAAGAGAAAGGGCGGCCAUUGGGGGAAAGUUGGAAAGAGGGCAAAGAAGUCCAACAACACUGACACCAACUCCCAGUAAUGUGUAGAUGCAUAGUCCCCCCGUGGCUUAAAAAAUCCAUUUGUUUAUAUUGUAUAGUGUCAUAGUGAUCAAGCAUAUGAGGACAAGAUUCUUAAUUUGUCUUACUUCAACUGUACUUUAUCACAUGUUUACAUUUACUAGACUGUUGGUUUGGUUAGAAGAUAGUCCUUACUUUUGAAAUUGUUAAUGUAUGAAGAAAUGGGGUUUUUUACACAUCAUUCCUGCAAUGUGUUUUUUUUUUUUUCAGUCAGUGAUGU
Messenger RNA from Sardina pilchardus (European sardine), 1419 nucleotides. It is a transcript of the gene cenatac, whose product is annotated as centrosomal AT-AC splicing factor. Bases 89 to 1162 code for a protein of 357 amino acids. The record is from RefSeq and is a predicted model, not a curated record. NCBI's taxonomy places the organism in Eukaryota, Metazoa, Chordata, Actinopteri, Clupeiformes, Clupeidae. The transcript is spliced from 11 exons.